Staurois parvus is the source of this 1599-nucleotide messenger RNA. NCBI's taxonomy places the organism in Eukaryota, Metazoa, Chordata, Amphibia, Anura, Ranidae. The record is from the annotation of a GenBank genome assembly.
AUGUCCAUAAACAGGCUUUUUCCAGCACUCUUGGAAUGUUUUGGUAUCAUUAUGUGUGGAUACAUUGCUGGGAGAACCAACGUGAUAACUCCUACUCAGGCAAAAGGACUUGGCAACUAUGUUUCCCGGUUUGCACUUCCAGCGUUGCUUUUUAAAAAUAUGGUUGUCCUAAACUUUUCAGAUGUCAACUGGUCGUUCCUGUACAGCAUCCUUAUUGCCAAAGCCUCAGUGUUUAUCAUAGUAUGUGUUUUAACUUUAUUGGUGGCACAUCCACAAACUCGUUUCAGCAAAGCUGGACUAUAUCCUAUAUUUGCUACUCAGAGCAAUGAUUUUGCACUUGGCUAUCCCAUUGUUGAGGCCUUGUACCAAACAACAUAUCCUAAAUACCUCCAAUAUAUAUACCUAGUGGCCCCUGUGUCCCUCAUGAUGCUGAACCCAUUGGGCUUUGUUUUCUGCGAGAUCCAGAAUUGGCGAGAGAAUCCCGGGAACUCCCAAGGCAGAAUGAAGAUUUUAGGACUUGCACUUCUUCGUGUCUUCCAGAACCCCAUUGUCUUCAUGGUAUUUAUAGGGAUUGCCUUUAAUUUUGCACUUGGACAGAAGAUUCCUGUUUACUUGGAGAAUUUUUUGGAUGGUCUAGCUAGUUCUUUCUCGGGAUCAGCUUUAUUUUAUCUAGGUCUUACAAUGGUUGGACAGACUAGCAAGCUUAAGAAAUCUUCUUUCGUUGCAUUGCUUCUACUUAUCACCGCAAAGCUGCUUGUUCUGCCUCUUAUCUGCAGGGAAAUGGUGGAACUGUUGGACAAGAGUAAUUCGGUGGUCAACCACACCAGUUUAUCGAACUAUGCAUUUCUGUAUGGAGUCUUCCCAGUGGCACCCGGUGUUGCUAUAUUUGCCCACCAGUUUAACUUGGAAGUAGAGAUUAUCACAUCGGGUAUGGUUAUCAGUACCUUUGUAUCAGCUCCAAUUAUGUAUGUUUCAGCCUGGCUACUGACUAUUCCUUCAAUGGAUCCUAAACGUUUAAUGUCUUCUUUGCAAAAUGUCAGCUUUGAUAUCGGCGUUGUCAGUUUGUUUGCCUUGGUUUGGUCUCUUGCUGUUUUGUUAUUGAGUAAAAAAUAUAAAAGACUUCCUCAUUUACUGACUGCAAAUCUGCUUCUGGCUCAACUGAUUGUCUGCAUUGGAAUGGUGUUAUGGAACUUCAUAAUACAUGAGAGAAAUGUGGUGGGACAGAUCCUAGUGUUUGUAAUAUUAUACAGUGCCCUCUACAGUACAUACUUGUGGACAGGUCUAAUCUCGUUAUCACUAUUUCUACUAAAGAAGAGAGAAUUUGGGAAUAUUCCUGUAGUGAUAAUAGCUUUAGCUGGUUGGGGCAUUCCUGUCUUAAUGGUGUGCGUCCUUCUGAGUGUAGGAGAACGUGAUCUAGACAACAUUGAUUCUGCUUUCUUUUAUGGAAAGUCUCAGGGGAGAGGAGAUAGUGCUCCGACAAUGGCUAGUAAUCCUGUAGCAGGGAUAUCACUCAUAUGUGUCAAUGGCCCAUCCUUCGUUGGUGCUCUCUCUUCUUACCUGGAGCCAUGCUGGCUGAUAAUGGGGAGCCAGAUCGUGUGA